GGUCUGCUUUCUGAGUAGGUCAUGAUGGAUCGAGCAGCUCUCAGACUGAUACUCUUGGGUGUUUUUCUCAUCUCAGCCAGUUCACAAGAACCUGUAAAGAAGAAACAAAAUGUGUAUAUAUACAGCUUCUACAUAAACUCCACGGUCACCAGUCGCUACGCCACAACCGUCAUCACAAGCCGUGUGGCGAACACAGUGAAUGAAUCUCAAGAGAUCCAGUUCGAGGUCAAGAUACCCAAGAAUGCCUUCAUCAGCAAAUUCAGAAUGACCAUAGAGGGGACGAUAUAUGAUGGUGUUGUGAAGGAAAAGCAGGAAGCUCAGCAACAGUACAGUCGAGCAGUAUCUCGAGGAGAAAGUGCUGGACUGAUCAAAUCUGUUGGAAGGACUUUAGAAGACUUUAAAACUUCAGUGACGGUGGCUGCUUUUAGUAAAGUGACUUUUGAGUUGACCUACGAAGAACUGCUAAAGCGUCGCCUUGGCAAAUAUGAGCUCCUCAUCAAUACCCAACCGAUGCAGCCGGUGGCAGACUUUAAGAUUGAUAUUCACAUACAAGAGAAACCAGGAAUUUCCUUCUUGGAGGUGAAAGGAGAUUUGAGCACCGGUGAUCUGGCCAAUGCCAUCAAAACCACCAGAGCAGACAAAGACGCAUGGGUGACCUUCUACCCCACUCGAGAUCAACAGACCAAGUGUAAAAGCUGUGGAGAAAAUGGACUGAAUGGUGACCUGCUUAUAACAUACGAUGUAGAUAGAUCAAAUCAAAAAGGAGAAGUCAUGGUGUCAAAUGGCUAUUUUGUCCACUUCUUUGCACCCUCUGAUGUUCCACGUAUUCCCAAAAAUGUGGUUUUUAUCAUUGACCGGAGCGGUUCUAUGAACGGUAGAAAAAUACAUCAGACUCGUUUGGCACUGCUAAAGAUUUUAGGUGAUCUUGAUGAAGAUGACCACUUUGGAUUGAUCACUUUUGACAGUGAAAUUAAAACAUGGAAGAAUGAACUCUUGAAAGCUACCGAGGAAAACCUGGAGAUUGCCAAAUCUUUUGUGAAGAUGAUCAGUGAUAGAGGAGCCACAGACAUUAACGCUGCAGUUCUGGCAGGAGUGGACAUGAUCAAUCGACAUCCACGAGAAGGAACCGCCUCCAUCCUGAUCCUGCUGACUGAUGGAGAUCCCACUUCAGGUGAAAUUAACAAAGAGAGGAUAAUGGCCAAUGUGAAAGAGGCAAUUGGUCUAAAGUUUCCCCUAUAUUGUCUUGGUUUUGGAUAUGAUGUUAACUUUGACUUCCUGACACAAAUGUCAUUGGAAAAUGCUGGACUUGCUCGCAGGAUUUAUGAAGAUUCGGACGCUGAUCUACAGCUGCAGGGCUUCUAUGACGAAGUUGCCGUCCCUCUCCUCAGUGAUAUUCAACUUAAAUACACAGGAGGGACAAACCUUACCAAGACCAGCUUUAGCCUGUACUUCAACGGCUCUGAGAUUGUGGUAUCAGGACAAAUCACAGACAACAGUGUGGAGAGUUUCACCUCUGAAGUCAUUGCAGUAUCAAAAGGCAAUAACGUGACAUAUCAGGAAACUGUAAUGCCAAUAGACCCCAGUGAUGUCUUACCUGAGAAUGAGGACUUCAUGCCGAGACUGUGGGCCUACCUUACAGUGAAGCAAAUUCUGGAAAGGCAAGUGCUUCUUAAAGGACAGGAGAAAGAGGAUGAAAAGGAAGAAGCUCUCAAACUAUCCCUAAAAUACCAGUUUGUCACCUCCCUCACCUCUAUGGUCGUCACGAAGCCACAGGAAGAUGAAGUGGAAGUUGCAGACAAACCCAAAGAGGGAGGAGAGGAACCCAGACCAGUACCAGGAUAUAGUCGUUUCAGUCCCCGUUAUGGUCUGCGCGGUCUGCCUGGUCUGCGCGGUCAGCCUGGUCCGCCUGGUCCGCACAGUCGGCGUCGUCUGUCCGGUGGGCAAGGUCUGCGCAGACUGCCCUUGCCGCUCCCUGUUCCACAUCUUGAUCAUCCAGGGAUCCAUGAUUCAAGUCACAUGCAGAUCUCCAGUUAUGCUCCAAUGCCCACAUUUCUAGAGGAGGUUGCAGAGGAAGAAAGUGUUCUCCCGGCAAUGAUAGUUCCUAGAGUUGGUAUCAAUCGGUUCCUGCUGCCGGCUGCUGGUCAGUCUAAGCCACUUUGUUUUGACAUUCCUGCUCCUCAGAAACUCAGACUGCUACAGGAUUCUGCUUCAGAGUUCUCCAUGAAUGGACAAUUCAUGACUGGACGACAGGGAUUCGUUCAAAUUGCCUUUCAUUACAAAACAAACCAUCAUCUGACAAUAAACACAAGCUCCAUCAGAUAUGAAGAUGGCCAGAAUCAUCUUGAGUUUUUGUGGGACCAGGAACCUACUCAACACCAUACAGAGGGCGUGUCACUGAUAUUACAAAGAAACGAAAUGGACGUUACCAUGGGAAGCAUACGUGUUGUUAUUCUUCUUCACAAGGAAAAGGGUGAAGUGUUUCUGUGGCCUGCUGUUCGGCAACAGCCAAAAGAUGUCAGUUUGAGGGCCAUUUUAGGAAAAGCUGAGGCUUCAUAUGAGGAGGUUCAAGGAUCACAAACACCAACUCUAAAGAUAAUGGACCAGGAAGUGAAGGCGAGCUUGGAGGAUGUCACCGACUACACACUUCCUUCAACUCCAGUUAUCAGAUGUUGGCUUGUCCCGUUCCAGGCUGUGAUGCAGGGAGACAUUUCUGAUUUCACUGUCACUCAGCUGUAGAAUCUGAUCUAUCUAUCUAUCAUCUAUCUAUGAGAUAUUGUAUGUAUAGCAACCCUUUGAUUGGUGCCUUUUCAAUCAAAGUAUUGAAUGUGAUUAUUUCAUGUAUUUUAUGAGGUCAUUUCUGAUAGUAAAAUAAUGAACCAGCAACACACUUUUACAGAAUGUAAAGUAUUUACAAGUUAUAUAGAUAAUAUAUUUUGUAAAAAGCAUGCCUCAAUACUGACUUUUGAGGGGGUUGUAGGGGGUAAUAAUGAAUAUUUGGAUCAGUUAAUAUAAUUAAUUUAAUGUUUCAACCUGUUUGAUCCUGUGAACACUCGUGUUAAUUGUUUAUUAAUUCUAAGAAAUGUUAAUUUCCAGGGGAGGGAAAUGUCUGUCUUAAUGUACAGUACUACUAAGAGCCUGUAGUCAAAAUCUAAGUCGUAAAAUAAACUUUGUUGCUAGCAGAUUAUCAGAACAAA
This is a messenger RNA of Pimephales promelas (fathead minnow), 3194 nucleotides long. RefSeq names its product inter-alpha-trypsin inhibitor heavy chain H3. Lineage: Eukaryota; Metazoa; Chordata; Actinopteri; Cypriniformes; Leuciscidae. The record is from RefSeq and is a predicted model, not a curated record.